UCGCGACAUGCGUGACCGGAAGUAAAUCUCCGCCACGGGAAAACCCAGCAUCGUGAUAAAAGCGUAUUAUCUGUUAGCUACAAUGUGAGGGUAAAAAAUACAAACGGGUAUCUGGCGAAAAACAGGAAUAGUACUAGCUAAUGCGUGAGAAAGAAAAAAAAAUAAUGCAAGAAGAAAUGGGAGCUCGCGAGAGGCAGGAAACCGGAAGCGUGAAGGGGGAGGAAACGGGGUCGCCCCACAUACACGCUUUAAAGAAUGAGGACGGUUAUGAAAUCUCCAUUCCCUUCGAGGUCAACACCUUUGAACAGUCUGGCUUUUUUAGGCAGAAUGAACAAAGCUUUGAAGAGUCAUCGUCAUCGGGUCUCCCCCCAUCAGGAUCCUCCUACCUCCUGAUCACCAACUUGCGCACUCAGCUGCAGAUCUCCCUGGAGAAGAACUCAUGGCUGCAGAAACGCAUCGAGGACCUGGAAGAGGAGCGCGACUUCCUCCGCUGCCAACUGGACCGCUUCAUCUUCUCUACGAAGAGCCAGGAGAGAAACGGCUAUGAAUCGAGAAUGUUCUCAUGGGGAAGGAGGAGAGCAAAUGAAAGGGAGCACCACUUUACACCCCGUCGACUAUAUUCCCGAAAGCCAGCAUCUUCAGACCCGUCCGGCAGUGCUCAGGUUAAUUGCGGCCAGACCGGCAAUCAAAUGGGACGCAUGUUUUCUCCGGCACCCCCAGACAUGCUGAUUCAAGGACAAGCCAGGAGCAACAAUGAAAAGAUGGACAGGACACCUGUAGUUGGAGAGGAAGAGCUCUUUGACCAAGGUGGUUACUUUGAGGAAGAGAGCUCGAUGGCUGGGAGUGAUGCAAUGACGGGGGCUGUGACUUUGAACAGCCUGGGAUCGGGAUCCAGCAGUGGACCUCCGGGCGUGAUGAGGCGGCGAAACUGCAGGAUUGCCCGAGCGAAGGAGAGGCAGAGAGUUAAAGAUGCGGCCGGGGUGCUUUUCCGGUACAAAAAGAUCCUAAUGACGUACCAGCGGUUAAAGAACAUGUCUAAGGCGUUCCAAAUCCAUGGAGUGGACCGCAACACGGUUGCCUCGACAACACCCAUCGCAGAGCUGCUGUUGGUGGCCCCCGAGAAGGUGGCGGAGGUUGGCGAGUUUGACCCCUCUAAGGAAAAGCUUUUGGACUAUGCUCGACGCUGCUACGUCUCCCUAGAUGAGAAGACGCGGAUGAAAGUCCAGGAGUUAAAGAAGAACCAUCUGCUGCUGCCCAUCUCCUACAGGUUCAGACACUAAUUGGAGAGAGAGGCAGGGAGGGAGGGCUUUACCCAUCUCUUCAGUGGGAUUUGGGAUCAUGGAAGGAAGACCUUCUGGUAGAUGUGGCUCCAGAAAUGAGCUGUGCUGGCUUUUGUUAUGUGGCCAUGCUGGGUAGUUAGGGCUCAGUGUUUCGGUGGGUUGUUGAUUGUUUAGUUUUCUAACACCAUCUUGGUCUCUGAAAAAGGUUUGAGAAUCUAAUGCUACAAAAGUGUGGGCGAGCAGAGCUGGUAAAAGGUCACUACCGCCCGUCUGACUCGCGCUCGGAGCUCUUUGGAAAAGGCAUUAAUAGGUACAAUGAAUUGAAAUGUAUGGUAUUGUAAUGUGACCUUUGUGGUAUCUCAGAGUUGGUGUGAUUAUGACUAACCAGAGAAAUGUAUGCAAUUCACCAGUAUCCAUAGACAGACCUACCAUUAAAAACAAGCGCUGUUGUAACCAUUGAUUCGGUUUUAUACACAUAUGUGCACAUGCAAACACACUGCAUGGCCACUUCCUUUCUCUGAUCCUCAUUCCGUUUUCUCAGUUAAUGCUAUUUGCACAAUAUGUCUGCUUGCUGUAAUCAAAAGUGUUACACCUUUUUACUGUAGGCUAUAUUUAUGUCCUGUACUUCAAUGAUCUGAUUAAAAAAAUUGUAGUAUGUAUAAUGAAAUACACCUUUAUUUGUGCAUUGCAGGCUGACAUAUCAUUGCAGUAGUAUAUUAUUUAAUGUAUUGAUCAUUUUGCUGUGCUAUACUUUGGUAAAUUGAACAGUUCUGCGGUUGUGCUUCUGAUUUGUAUUUGAGCUAGUUUUGUACUACUGUCAUUGCAUGCUUUAUGAUAUAAAAUGCAAUAAUUUGGAAAAUGUGCUCUGGUAAUGGUUGCAAUCGUCUGUGAAUUUGGAAAGAUUUUUUUUUUAAUGGGAAAAGAAAAUGUGGUUCUCUGCUCCCAUUUAUAUCAGAUAUGCAUUUUCUUCUGAAUUGAAAUACAGCAAUUUUGACAUUUUAAAGAGGAUUCUAAUUUAACAAAGUUCAAAUGUUGACAGCUGUCAAUUUCAGAGUCUUAUUUAGCAAAAUAUUCUGGUGUAAUCAAGUGUUAUUAGCUUUAGUAUAUCUAAGUAGUGUGUGUAUUAUGUACAGUUAAAUACAGAAAUUGACACCCCCCCCCCCAACUGACUGUAAUAGCUUGAGCACUAUGUGAAAA
Molecule: messenger RNA, 2477 nt
Organism: Paramormyrops kingsleyae
Lineage: Eukaryota; Metazoa; Chordata; Actinopteri; Osteoglossiformes; Mormyridae
Gene: ccdc106a
Product: coiled-coil domain containing 106a
Cellular component (GO): nucleoplasm
Source: RefSeq, a predicted model, not a curated record